Messenger RNA from Chrysochloris asiatica (Cape golden mole), 3024 nucleotides. It is a transcript of the gene MYO1D, whose product is annotated as myosin ID. Bases 4 to 3024 code for a protein of 1006 amino acids. Lineage: Eukaryota; Metazoa; Chordata; Mammalia; Afrosoricida; Chrysochloridae. The record is from RefSeq and is a predicted model, not a curated record. Gene Ontology annotation, cellular component: myosin complex; actin cytoskeleton; cytoplasm. Gene Ontology annotation, molecular function: microfilament motor activity; actin filament binding; ATP binding. The transcript has 22 exons. Gene Ontology annotation, biological process: actin filament organization; vesicle transport along actin filament.
GCCAUGGCGGAGCAAGAGAGCCUAGAGUUCGGCAAGGCGGACUUCGUGCUAAUGGACACAGUCACCAUGCCCGAGUUCAUGGCCAACCUCAGACUCAGAUUUGAAAAGGGACGCAUCUACACCUUCAUUGGCGAAGUCGUUGUUUCUGUGAAUCCUUACAAGUUGUUGAACAUCUAUGGGAGAGACACAAUUGAGCAGUAUAAGGGACGGGAGCUGUAUGAGAAACCGCCUCAUCUCUUUGCGAUUGCGGAUGCUGCUUACAAGGCGAUGAAAAGGCGAUCAAAAGACACCUGCAUUGUGAUAUCAGGGGAAAGCGGAGCCGGUAAGACGGAAGCCAGUAAGUACAUCAUGCAGUACAUUGCGGCCAUCACCAACCCCAGCCAGCGCGCAGAGGUGGAAAGAGUGAAGAAUAUGUUGCUUAAGUCCAACUGUGUCUUAGAAGCUUUUGGAAAUGCCAAAACCAACCGUAAUGAUAACUCAAGCAGGUUUGGAAAAUAUAUGGAUAUCAACUUUGAUUUCAAAGGAGACCCUAUUGGUGGUCAUAUCAAUAACUAUUUACUGGAGAAGUCUCGAGUGAUUGUACAGCAGUCUGGAGAAAGAAGCUUCCAUUCUUUCUAUCAGCUACUUCAGGGAGGUUCCGAGCAGCUUCUGCGGUCUCUUCAUCUCCAGAAAUCCCUUUCAUCUUACAACUAUAUCCAUGUAGGAGCGCAAUUAAAGUCUUCUAUCAACGAUGCUGCCGAAUUCAAAGUAGUAGCUGAUGCCAUGAAAGUAAUUGGCUUCAAAUCCGAGGAGAUUCAAACCGUAUAUAAAAUUUUGGCCACUAUUCUUCACUUGGGGAAUUUAAAAUUUAUAGUAGAUGGCGACACACCUCUUAUUGAAAACAGUAAGGUUGUGUCUGUCAUAGCCGAAUUGCUCUCUACGAAGGCGGACAUGGUUGAGAAAGCCCUUCUUUUCCGGACUGUGGCUACGGGCCGUGAUGUCAUCGACAAACAGCACACAGAGCAAGAAGCCUGCUACGGCAGAGAUGCCUUUGCUAAGGCAAUAUAUGAACGCCUUUUUUGUUGGAUUGUAACGCGCCUCAAUGAUGUUAUCGAGGUCAAGAACUAUGACACUACAAUCCAUGGGAAAAACACCGUUAUCGGUGUCUUGGAUAUCUAUGGCUUUGAAAUCUUUGACAACAACAGCUUUGAGCAGUUCUGCAUCAAUUACUGUAAUGAGAAACUGCAGCAGCUGUUCAUUCAGCUGGUCCUGAAGCAAGAACAAGAGGAGUAUCAGCGGGAAGGGAUCCCUUGGAAGCACAUUGAUUACUUCAACAAUCAGAUCAUCGUGGACCUUGUGGAGCAGCAGCACAAAGGCAUCAUCGCAAUCCUAGACGAUGCCUGCAUGAACGUCGGCAAAGUCACGGACGCAAUGUUCCUUGAAGCACUGAACAGUAAGCUGGGCAAGCAUGGCCAUUUUUCUAGUCGAAAGCUCUGUGCUUCUGACAAAAUGCUGGAGUUUGAUCGAGAUUUUCGAAUCCGACAUUAUGCAGGUGACGUAGUAUAUUCUGUCAUUGGCUUUAUUGACAAAAAUAAAGAUACUUUAUUUCAAGAUUUUAAGCGUCUCAUGUAUAACAGUUCAAAUCCUGUGCUGAAGAAUAUGUGGCCAGAAGGCAAGCUAAGCAUUACAGAGGUGACCAAGCGACCUCUGACUGCCGCCACCUUGUUUAAGAAUUCCAUGAUUGCCUUAGUAGACAACCUUGCAUCAAAGGAACCUUAUUACGUACGUUGCAUCAAACCCAAUGACAAGAAAUCCCCACAGAUAUUUGAUGACGAACGCUGCCGGCAUCAAGUGGAGUAUCUUGGCCUGCUGGAAAACGUGAGGGUGCGCCGGGCAGGAUUUGCCUUCCGCCAGGCAUAUGAGAAGUUCCUUCACAGGUAUAAGAUGAUCUCGGAAUUUACCUGGCCCAACCAUGACCUUUCUUCAGACAAAGAGGCUGUCAGGAAGUUAAUAGAACAUUGUGGAUUUCAGGAUGAUGUAGCUUACGGGAAGACCAAAAUUUUCAUUCGUACUCCCCGAACAUUGUUUACCUUGGAAGAACUCCGUGCCCGGAUGAUCGAAAGGAUUGUCCUCUUUCUACAAAAGGUGUGGCGGGGCACCCUGGCCCGCAUGCGGUACAAGAGGACCAAGGCAGCGCUGACUAUAAUCAAGUACUAUCGGCGCUACAAAGUCAAGUCAUACAUCCGUGAGGUGGCCAAGCGCUUUCACGGUGUCAAGACCAUGAAAGACUACGGGAAGCACGUGAAAUGGCCCACCCCUCCUAAAGUUCUUAGCCGUUUUGAGGAGGCCCUGCAAGCGAUUUUCAAUAGAUGGAGGGCAUCUCUGCUCAUCAAGAGUAUCCCUGCUACAGACCUGCCCCAGGUCAGGGCAAAGGUCGCAGCCAUGGAAAUGCUGAAGGGACAGAGGGCUGAUCUUGGGCUCCAGAGAGCCUGGGAGGGCAACUAUCUUGCUUCGAAGCCAGAUACACCACAAACCUCAGGCACUUUUGUCCCUGUUGCUAAUGAACUGAAACGAAAGGACAAAUACAUGAACAUCCUCUUUUCCUGUCAUGUUCGUAAGGUGAAUCGAUUUAGUAAGGUGGAAGACCGAGCUAUUUUUGUCACUGACCGUCACCUGUAUAAGAUGGAUCCCACUAAACAGUACAAAGUGAUGAAGACGAUUCCUCUCUACAAUUUGACUGGUCUAAGUGUCUCCACUGGAAAGGACCAACUUGUAGUAUUCCAUACUAAAGACAACAAAGACCUCAUUGUCUGCCUCUUCAGCAAACAGCCAACCCAUGAGAGUCGAAUUGGUGAACUUGUUGGAGUCCUGGCAAAUCACUUCAAGAGUGAGAAGCGUCACCUUCAAGUCAAUGUCACCAACCCGGUGCAGUGCAGCCUGCACGGCAAGAAGUGCACGGUCUCCGUGGAGACACGGCUCAACCUGCCGCAGCCCGACUUCACCAAGAACCGCGCCGGCUUCAUCCUCAGCGUGCCCGGGAACUGA